UCUCUCCACAUAAAUAAAGGGAUCAUUCAUUUUGUUUACACACGAUCAUGGCGAGACUACUGGACUUUGUGUUCCUGCUUUACUUUGCUAGCCACAUUCCGAUCACGAUUUUCGUCGACUCACAGGCCCUGUUCCCUCCCUGGCUCUACCCUCGACAGUUACGUGAUUUGAUGACAUGGUACUGCUCCGAGUUCAAGGACCCCAUGAUGGCCGCCCCUCCCACGUGGUUUAAAACUUUCGUUAUGUCAGAACUCACACUUCAGUUUCCGUUUUUCUUUGUGGCCUCCUACGCUUUUUGGAAAGGUAUCCAGAAGUGCCAAUGGAUUCGUAUUCCUCUGAUCGUCUACUCAUCACACGUUGCCACGACAACGGUUGCUAUUUGCUAUCACGUGCUCAUGCACGACUUUACUGAUGCGAAGCCUCCCGGUCCAGAGACAUUCUCCGAACGAUGGACUCUGUUUCUAGUAUACUUCCCAUACCUCCUCGUGCCUGUCAUGUUAUUACUGGACUCGCUGUUUAGUUCGGUUUAUCGGGUCAAAGUGAAAUCCAGUUGAUUAUUGUACGUGGCUGUUUAAUAAAUAAUUUUCUAUUUUUUCAUUA
Molecule: messenger RNA, 600 nt
Organism: Pecten maximus
Lineage: Eukaryota; Metazoa; Mollusca; Bivalvia; Pectinida; Pectinidae
Product: sigma intracellular receptor 2-like
Exons: 3
Coding region: 48-554 (168 amino acids)
Cellular component (GO): endoplasmic reticulum
Source: RefSeq, a predicted model, not a curated record